Molecule: messenger RNA, 1011 nt
Organism: Acanthoscelides obtectus
Lineage: Eukaryota; Metazoa; Arthropoda; Insecta; Coleoptera; Chrysomelidae
Source: the annotation of a GenBank genome assembly
AGUGGUGUUGAUUUGAAGAAAAAUUGAGAAUUUUAAUUUUCAAAUUUCCAUGUGCGUUUCGUAUAGGUAACUUUCGCUCCCUCUGGUAGGCUUAAUAUGCCCCGGCCACGAGAUGUAAUCGAUCCCGGAUAUGAAGGAUGCAUUGUAGAAUUGAUUUUCGUGGAAAAAAAGUGGUGUUGAUUUGAAGAAAAAUUGAGAGUUUUAAUUUUCAAAUUUCCAUGUGCGUUUCGUAUAGGUAACCUUCGCUCCCUCUGGUAGGCUUAAUAUGCCACGGAAUGUGAUAGAUAGUGUGAUAACACUGACAACACACCAUGUAUAUAAUUUUGUGUAGAUACUAUAACACCGUUUUACAUGGGAAGACGGUGCCGCACCGCCUGCUUAGGCUGCCCGUCCAGUGGACGCGUUUUCGCGCGAAGAGGCGAACGGCGAAAUCACAAGUUUUCGCUUCUUCACGUCCAUUGCAAGCGAUCUGCCGCGCUCGCGAAGACGCGAACUCAGUCACCUCUCAUCUCCGUGUACGAACGCAGAAUGCCGCUCUCAGAAUUUUUGCUAUUAUAUGCAUUGGAUUCACCCGUUCUAAUGAGAAGAAGAAGAAAGAUGAGUCGGAAAAUGAGGCAGGAAUGGGUGAAGAACGUGUUUGUUCAUCGAGAAUGUGGAGAGUGGUUCCACCUGCAGAAGGAUCUGUCGCCCGAAGGUUUUUUCAACUACUUCAGGAUGGAAAAAAGCACCUUUGAAUAUAUACAUUCAAAGAUUAAGGACCGAAUUGAACGAUUGUCCAACUUCAGAGACACAGUUUCUCCAGCAGAACGCCUUGCUGUCACGUUGAGGUGCCUAGCUACCGGUUCGUCUUUCAUCUCAUUAAGCUAUUCGUUUCGGAUCUCCGAAGUGACCAUCGGACGCAUCGUACAUGAAACUUGUCAAGUGAUUUGGGAUAGCUUGCAUGAUGAACACAUGCCCUUUCCAUCUGACAAUCAAGUUGACAACAUCGUCUCUGAGUUUUGGGAAAAGUGA